This is a messenger RNA of Rhincodon typus (whale shark), 1925 nucleotides long. RefSeq names its product E3 ubiquitin-protein ligase TRIM63-like. NCBI's taxonomy places the organism in Eukaryota, Metazoa, Chordata, Chondrichthyes, Orectolobiformes, Rhincodontidae. The annotation marks the transcript as partial. Gene Ontology annotation, molecular function: zinc ion binding. The transcript is spliced from 7 exons. The record is from RefSeq and is a predicted model, not a curated record.
CCGACCCUUAAAGAAAGGUAAUCAGCCCAUGUGUGAAGAGCAUGAAGAUGAAAAGAUCAACAUUUACUGCAUCUCUUGCCAAGUUCCCACCUGCUCAAUGUGCAAGGUCUUUGGAGUCCACAAGGACUGUGAGGUGGCUCCCCUGCAGAAUGUAUUUCAACAACAAAAGACAAAACUGACUGAUGGAAUUGCCAUGCUUGUGGCUGGCAACGACAGGGUCCAGGUUAUUGUCGAUCAAUUGGAAGAGAUGUGCAAAAGCAUUGAGGAGAACAGCAGACAGCAGAAACACUCGCUCAUGGAACAGUUUGACAAGUUAUACACUAUUCUGGAGCAAAGGAAAGAUGACAUGCUUCUAUCAAUUACAAAAGAACAGGAGGACAGAGUAGCAUUCAUCAAAGAUCUGAUCAGGCAGCACAAAGAACAUCUAGAGGCAUCUUCUAAACUGGUAGAAGAUGCAAUUCAAUUCAUGGAGGAACCUGGAAUUGCUUCCUUUCUCGUGAAUGCAAAGAAACUCUUGGAAAAGAUCGUUGAUGCCUCCAGAACCUCCCACAUACCAGAAUAUGAAGAUGGGUUUGAGAACAUGGACCAAUUUUCAGUGGAUCUGGAAAUGGCAGAGGAAACCCUGAAGAAUAUAAGAUUUGGAAUAGAUGAGGAAGAGAUAGAGGAAGAAGUGGAGACUGAGGAAGAGGAUGUAGUGGAAGAUCAAGCUGAUGACCAGCAGUGAUGCCGUUGUGGUGGUGACGUGGAAUGUCUUUUGUGAAUUCUUGGGAUUAUCCCACUCCUCCUGACUCACAGACAGCUGAGGAAGAAGUCCAACUUGUUCAACAAUUUUCUUUUUGUUCAUAAAAAUGUCUUUUAAAAAAUCAAAAAAAAUGUUUUUAUAUGGUGCAAAAUUAAUGGUUUUGUACAUUUUAUAUCUUAUUUUUGUAUAUAAUACAAUGGAGUGAUAAUUCAUUGUAUUUUUUUUAAACAAUGAGAUUUAGCAUUCAGCAUAGCUUAAGUCCACCAUCUGCAUUAUGUCUGCUAUUCCAUUAGAUUUUUAGUUGAAUCACUACAUUGCAGUAAUCCCCAGUUAGUGAUGGGCAAAGGUCUGGAACCAGACGCUUUGCUAAGUCACUAGUUCAUGGACUUUUUUGCUUGUAAAUCCCCUUUUCAAAUGGUUUCAGUCAUCACAGACCCCUUCAUCCUAUCUGAAUUCUAACAAUACAAGCUUCUUUCAUUUUGGCAUUUCUGAAAGUAAAAUUCAUUCGUAUCCCCAUUAAAGGGCUUUGCGGCUUUUCUCUAGUUCUGACUUAAAGCCCAGUUGCAUCACUGAUUGAUUGUCUUUCUAGAUCCUCUGGACAAGGUUGAUGCAGCAACUCCUUCAUACCCUUCCCUGAGCUUCAGACCCAGGAAUCCAUUCCUGGUCUCUCCAUUAUCUCUUACCUGCACUGCUGGGAUUUUCAGUCUGUCCAAAGCCCUGCUAAUCCUAUUACUGUGGGUGAACUCUCAGAUGUGUCCCUCCAGAAGAUCCAAAGAAAUCAAAAUAAUAACCAACAGUGUAUGCCUGGCUCACAUCAUCACAGCAAUAGAUUCCAUUUACCUUCUUUCCCACAGUACCUGAAAUGUCUUUAUCAAAUCCCUGGGACCCCAGUUUGAGAACCACAGCCCUCAGUAUCACUAAAUGAAAACUGAAUGCAUUAAAGGUGGCAAAUGUAGAGCAAAGAAAAAAGAAAAUAUUCAAAUUAUCAGAUCAUUCUAAAAAAAUAAAAUGAAUUAACGCUGGAGACUUGAAAUAAGAAAUAGAAAAUGGUGCAAGUAGGCAGCAAGUCAAUUACUAUUUUGAAGAACAGAUUUUUAGUCGUAGCAGAUUCCUGAGAUGUCAGUUUAAAAGCUCCAUUAUGAUGGUCACUUCAUUUUCAUGCCUGUAUGUUGUUUGAAAUUAU